Ipomoea triloba (trilobed morning glory) is the source of this 2190-nucleotide messenger RNA. Its product is annotated as probable galacturonosyltransferase 3. The transcript has 9 exons. Lineage: Eukaryota; Viridiplantae; Streptophyta; Magnoliopsida; Solanales; Convolvulaceae. The coding region runs from base 89 to 2149 and encodes 686 amino acids. Gene Ontology annotation, molecular function: polygalacturonate 4-alpha-galacturonosyltransferase activity. The record is from RefSeq and is a predicted model, not a curated record.
UUAUUGAUUUUUGUUACGGUUCUGAUCUCCCUGAGAUCUAAAUCGUUGUUUGGCUCUGUGUAUUGUGUGCUCACCGUCAGGAUUCAGGAUGAGUGCUCCUCGGCUUCUCUUUACAGGAUCAUGCCCUUCUGCAUCUCUGCUCACCAUCUUCCUCUUCCUGGUUAUGGUAUACACAGCAGUAGUCAGAGCGGAAAUAUCAUAUGGAUCAACAGUUCGGACAGAGCUCAGAGAUCUUUUGCCCCUGUAUGAUUGUCCAGAAUGUUCCAAUAGAAAGGAGCAAAGUCAUACAGGUUCUGCUGCGCGUCCAAAUGAAAAGGAUAUUGACAUAAUUGUAACAUACAGUGAUGCUUCAGGUGCUGUUAGAGCCAUGAGGGUGAAGUCUGAUAACCUUUCAAAGUCAUGGGUCUGGAAAAACCCUAGUGAUGAGAAUGAUGAUGGGAAAGAGAGUUCAAAGGAAUUGGAGGAUCCAUUUCAAAUGGAGAUUAAUUCUGAGAAUAGUAAUCAGCACUCCAAGGAAGAUGUAAACCAGUAUGUGGAUGGUAUGCUACAUCAGCAAGCAUCUAUGCUGCAUCCAAUAAAAAUCCAGCGCAAGAUACAAAGGAAGGAAAGAAGGGAACGGCGGACUGCAGAGCUGAUUCAGCAGGAUAAAGACAUUGACAACCAGAUGCAAAUUGCUGCUAUUGAACGAGCUCAGAAGCUUGAUACAACUAUCAAGGGUAAAUUCAAUAUAUGGAGGAAAGAAUAUGAAAAUCCUAAUUCUGACUCAACCUUGAAACUUAUGCGUGAUCAAAUCAUAAUGGCAAGAGCUUAUGCAACUAUUGCAAAAGCAAAGAAUGAUAGUACUUUGUAUAACUCAUUAAUGAAACAAUCUAGAGAAAGUCAAAUAGCAAUGGGAGAUGCAUCUUCUGAUGCUGAACUGCAGCCAAGUGCAUUGGAGCGAGCAAAGGAAAUGGGCCAUAUUCUCUCCACUGCAAAGGACCAAUUAUAUGAUUGUAUCACUCUAGCAAGGAAAUUAAGGGCCAUGCUUCAAUCUAGUGAAAAAGGUUUAAAUUUGCUAAGGAAAAAGAGUGCAUUCUUGAUACAGCUAGCUGCUAAAACAGUCCCCAGGCCCUUGCGUUGCCUUCCUUUACUUCUAACAACAGACUAUUAUCUACGGGGUUAUGAUGGCAGGGAUUUUCCAAAGAAGGAAAAAUUUGAAGAUCCAUCUCUAUACCAUUAUGCGAUCUUUUCUGAUAAUGUACUUGCUACAUCUGUUGUUGUAAAUUCAACAGUGCUGCAUGCAAAGAACCCCGAAAUGCAUGUUUUCCAUGUAGUAACAGAUAAGUUGAACUUUCCAGCUAUGAAAAUGUGGUUCCUUGCCAAUCCUCCUGCAGGUGCAACAAUUCAGGUUGAGAAUGUAGAUGAUUUCACAUGGCUUAAUGCUUCUUACUGCCCUGUUUUGCGUCAGCUUGAAUCUGCAAGAAUGAUAGAGUAUUACUUCAAGGCACAUCACUCCGCUUCCCUCUCUUCUGGGACUGACAAUCUAAAAUAUAGAAAUCCAAAAUAUUUGUCAAUGCUGAACCAUCUACGAUUUUACCUCCCAGAAGUGUACCCAAAGUUGGAUAAGAUCUUGUUUCUGGAUGAUGAUAUUGUUGUUCAAAAGGAUUUGACUCCACUUUGGUCUGUUGAUCUAGGAGGUAUGGUUAAUGGUGCUGUAGAGACCUGCAAGGAGAGCUUCCAUAGGUUUGAUAAAUAUCUGAACUUCUCCAACCCAAAGAUAUCUGAGAAUUUUGAUCCAAAUGCUUGUGGAUGGGCUUUUGGCAUGAAUAUGUUUGAUUUGAAUGAGUGGAGGAGGCGGAACAUUACAGGAAUAUAUCAUCGUUGGCAAGACAUGAAUGAGGACAGAACACUUUGGAAACUUGGCACAUUGCCUCCUGGGCUGAUCACUUUUUAUAAUUUGACUCAUCCUCUGGAGCGGACAUGGCACGUAUUGGGUCUUGGUUAUGAUCCAGCCCUUAACAAAACAGAAAUGGAAAAUGCAGCCGUUGUCCACUACAAUGGAAAUUAUAAACCAUGGUUGGAUCUUGCCAUCACUAAGUACAGAAUUUACUGGUCCAGAUAUGUAAUGUAUGAUAAUCCAUAUCUUCAAUUUUGCAACAUCAAUGAGUAAUACAAAUUGUUUUAUAUUAUGAAAUUGCUUUAUGAUGAAUC